AUGCGCCCAGCGCUAUAUGCGCAUACUUCGACACAGAUCCGCGCGUUUAGUCUCGCUCGUAUUGCUCUCGAGCCGGUACGAAAGGCUACACCCCCUCCGCCUCCUCCGCCUGCUGCAAAGGGCAAGACAGGCGCAGCUGCUAUCAAGUAUGCUACCAAGUCUACCUCUACAGGCAAGACCGCAGCUCCUGCGAAGAAAGCUUCGAGUGCGACCACCAAGACUACUUCUGCUUCUGCUUCUGCAGCGCCUGCUUCUGCUAAGAGAGUUCGGCUAACCGAGAAGGAGCGAGCAGCUAGGGACAGGGGCAGGGAGAGAGAGAAGAUAGCCAAGCAAAAGGAAAGGGAAAGGGAGCGCGAGAAAGCUCGCAAAGCCAAGGAGCGUGAAAAGGAACACGAGAAGAAAGAAAAGGCCAAGGCACGCGAGCUGGCUAAGAAGGAGAAGGAGAAAGCCAAGGCCGAAAUGGCCAAGGCAAUCAAGAAACCAUAUCCCCCACCACCCAGAGCACCCGCCACCGCCUACCUACUGUUCACAUCCGAUCGGACUGUUGAUCGGGACAGAGGUGAAGGGGUUACGGAGGAUGCCAUCAAGGCAUCCCAGGCCUGGAAACAUCUUUCUGAUGCCCAACGUGACGUUUAUACCAAGAAAGCCGAACAAGCCCGCGCCGCCUGGAAGGAAGACGUCGCGAAAUGGGUUUCUACACUCAACUUGGCUCAACUCCACGCUGCUCGUGCUAACCGCGAGCCAGGAACCCGCGAUGAUGCUGCGCUGAAUGUCUUGCCUAAACGUCCGGGCAAUGGAUAUGCGCUCUUCUUGUCGGAUGUAACCAGUCGUCAGGACUUCCGCGACAAGGUUGAUGCCCUUGUCAAAAAGGAACAUCCCAAGGAUGAAAAGGAUCUUGUCCAGAAGAGGAUCAGUUUGUAUGGACGCACUUCGGCAGACAUUUGGAGGUCAAUGAGCGACAAGGAGAAGGCCGUAUACUCGAACAAAGCCACGGAGGCCAAGGCCCAAUGGGAUAAGAAAUUUGGACAUCUUAUUGCAGAGCAAAAGGAAGAGAUCGCUGCAGCUCAUCAGUGA
Rhizoctonia solani is the source of this 1074-nucleotide messenger RNA. RefSeq names its product HMG (high mobility group) box protein. The record is from RefSeq and is a predicted model, not a curated record. Bases 1 to 1074 code for a protein of 357 amino acids. The transcript has 4 exons. NCBI's taxonomy places the organism in Eukaryota, Fungi, Basidiomycota, Agaricomycetes, Cantharellales, Ceratobasidiaceae.